CGGCACCGGGGCCGGGCGGGGUUUGUCCCGGCGCCCUGCAGUGGAGCGGGUGACGCCAGCUCCGCCGCGGCGGCUUCGGGAGUCAGCUGUGGUUCCUUGAGCCGCCGCCAUCAUGCUGCUGCCCGUGUUCACCCUGAAACUGCGCCACAAAAUCAGCCCCCGCAUGGUGGCCAUAGGGCGCUACGACGGGAUUCACCCGUGUCUGGCGGCCGCCACCCAAGCGGGCAAGGUGUUUAUUCAUAAUCCUCAUACUCGGAGCCAGCAUUUGAGUGCGUCCAGGGUUUUCCAGAGCCCUCUGGAGUCGGAUGUUUCUCUUCUCAACAUUAACCAGGCUGUGAGCUGCCUGACUGCGGGAGUCUUGAACCCUGAGCUUGGCUACGAUACUCUUUUAGUGGGGACGCAGAAUAACCUUUUGGCUUACGAUGUCUAUAAUAAUUCAGAUUUGUUCUACAGAGAGGUAACAGAUGGGGCAAAUGCAAUUGUACUGGGGACAUUGGGAGAUAUUUCCUCUCCUCUUGCAAUUAUUGGUGGAAAUUGCGCUCUUCAGGGUUUUGAUUAUGAAGGAAAUGAUCUCUUCUGGACGGUUACCGGAGAUAAUGUUCAUUCCUUGGCCCUGUGUGACUUUGAUGGUGAUGGGAAAAAAGAGCUUCUUGUUGGUUCUGAGGAUUUUGAUAUCCGUGUUUUUAAGGAAGAUGAGAUUGUGGCAGAAAUGACAGAAACAGAGAUCAUCACCUCUCUAUGCCCCAUGUAUGGCAGUCGAUUUGGUUAUGCCCUUUCCAAUGGCACAGUUGGUGUUUAUGAUAAAACAGCCCGGUACUGGAGAAUAAAAUCUAAAAAUCAUGCCAUGAGCAUCCAUGCUUUUGACCUGAACUCUGAUGGGGUAUGUGAGCUGAUAACUGGUUGGUCCAAUGGAAAGGUCGAUGCUCGAAGUGACCGAACGGGAGAAGUUAUCUUUAAAGACAACUUUCCAUCAGCCAUUGCUGGUGUGGUAGAGGGAGAUUACCGCAUGGAUGGCCACGUGCAGCUGAUCUGCUGCUCAGUGGAUGGGGAAAUCCGAGGCUACCUGCCAGGCACAGCUGAGAUGAGGGGACACCUUAUGGAUACCAGUGUGGAGCAGGACCUGAUCCGGGAGCUGAGUCAGAAAAAGCAGCAUUUGCUGCUGGAACUUCGGAACUAUGAGGAAAAUGCCAAGGCUGAAUCGAGCAGCCCACUGAAUGAGGCCGAUGGACAUUGGGGCGUAAUCCCUGCCAAUACCAAGCUCCAUACUGCCCUCUCAGUCAAGCUGGGGAGUGAGAGUCAAGCUGCUCACAUAGAACUGUGCGUUUCCACGUCCAAUGAUACCAUCAUCCGGGCAGUACUGAUUUUUGCAGAGGGGAUCUUUAUUGGUGAAAGCCAUGUGGUACACCCCAGCAUUCACAACCUCGCCAGUUGCAUUCGUGUCCCAAUAACCCCUCCUAAAGAUGUUCCUGUGGAUCUGCACUUGAAAACCUUUGUGGGUUAUCGAAGCAGCACCCAGUUCCACGUAUUUGAAUUGACAAGACAGCUCCCACGAUUCUCCAUGUAUGCGCUGAGCAGCCCAGAUCCUGCCGGUGAGCCCAGCAGUUAUGUGAACUUCAUCAUUGCAGAACGGGCACACAGGGUUGUCAUGUGGCUCAACCAGAACUUUCUGUUACCAGAAGAUGCUGCCAUUCAGAAUGCUCCAUUUCAAGUGUGUUUCACCUCCUUGCGGAAUAGUGGCCAGCUGUAUAUAAAAAUGAAACCAAGUGGAGAGACCACUGUAAAAACUGAUGAUAUUGACUUGGCUGGUGAUGUCAUCCAGUCAAUGGCAUCAUUCUUUGCUAUUGAAGAUCUUCAAGUGGAAGCGGACUUUCCUGUCUACUUUGAGGAAUUACGAAAGGUGCUGGUUAAGGUGGAUGAAUAUCAUUCUGUGCAUCAGAAGCUUAGCGCCGACAUGGCUGAUCAUUCCAAUGUGAUCCGGAGCCUGCUGGUCCGCGCUGAGGAUGCUCGUCUGAUGAGGGACAUGAAAACAAUGAAGAGUCGCUAUAUGGAGCUCUAUGACCUUAACAAAGACUUGCUAAAUGAAUAUAAAAUCCGCUGUAACAACCACACGGAACUCUUAGGAAACCUUAAAGCAGUAAAUCAGGCAAUUCAAAGAGCAGGUCGUCUGCGAGUUGGAAAACCAAAGAACCAGGUGAUCACUGCUUGUCGGGAUGCAAUUCGAAGCAACAACAUCAACACACUAUUCAGAAUCAUGCGGGUGGGGACGGCCUCCUCCUAGGAGAGAGAAGAGGGAACAAAGGGUCUUCCCAAAACAUCAGGCAGGUUUACGGGGAUCACACCCUGGCGAACCGAGGGUGCUAGCAAUGGAAACGGCUUCAGGGAGUUGUACAAAGUGGACAAAACAUUAC
Messenger RNA from Ochotona curzoniae (black-lipped pika), 2408 nucleotides. RefSeq names its product Bardet-Biedl syndrome 2 (gene BBS2). The record is from RefSeq and is a predicted model, not a curated record. The transcript is spliced from 17 exons. Lineage: Eukaryota; Metazoa; Chordata; Mammalia; Lagomorpha; Ochotonidae. The coding region runs from base 113 to 2278 and encodes 721 amino acids. Gene Ontology annotation, cellular component: motile cilium; neuron projection; membrane. Gene Ontology annotation, biological process: non-motile cilium assembly. Gene Ontology annotation, molecular function: protein binding.